Messenger RNA from Xenopus laevis (African clawed frog), 4753 nucleotides. RefSeq names its product FA complementation group D2 L homeolog (gene fancd2.L). The coding region runs from base 142 to 4479 and encodes 1445 amino acids. Gene Ontology annotation, biological process: double-strand break repair involved in meiotic recombination; homologous chromosome pairing at meiosis; interstrand cross-link repair. The transcript is spliced from 44 exons. The record is from RefSeq and is a predicted model, not a curated record. Gene Ontology annotation, molecular function: DNA polymerase binding. Gene Ontology annotation, cellular component: nucleus; condensed chromosome. Lineage: Eukaryota; Metazoa; Chordata; Amphibia; Anura; Pipidae.
CAGAAAGAAGCCGCUUAUUGGUUGUACGGUGCGAGGAGAUCACGGGAGCGGAAAUAACGUCAUUCCUGACGUCAUUGGCGACAACCUUCUCAAAUAUUUGGCGCCCUUUGCUGUCCGGCUCAUUAUAACUAGACUAGUGCAAUGGUGGCCAAAAGAAAGCUGUCUCGAUCAGAUGACAGAGAAGAGAGUUUUACUGCAGACACUUCCAAAAACAAGAAGUGUCGUACGAGCAGUAAAAAGUCAAAGGCCUUGCCCCAAGAUGGCGUGGUGGAGAAUGACAGCAUAUUCGUGCAGCUCCUAAAGUCAUCAGGAAUGACUCUCAAAUGUGGAGAUCGUCAAAAUGAAAUUGCUGUGGAUCAGGCUGUUUUCCAAAGAAAGCUUCAACAGGCUCUAAGAAAGCAUCCCAGGCACCCAAAUGUCAUUCAAGAGUUCAUCAGUGGACUAGAAUCACACAUUGAAGAUCGAGAUAUAUUUAGAAAUUGCCUUCUUCCCUGUGGAAACAGACAAGAGACAGAAGCAAGUACCAUGACUGGUUCCUUCCAUGACAGCCUAAUAAAACUCCUGUUGGGUACAGAUAUUUUACAGGAAUCUGUUAUAAAUACAUUGUUUGAGAAACUUCCAGAGUUUUUAUAUGAUAGUGUUGGCAGCGAUGGAAUCAGCAUUCCUCGAUUAAUCAUCAACCAAUUUAAAUGGCUUGACCGCAUACUGGAUUGCAAGGACCUCACUCUAAAGAUUAUGCAAUUGAUCUCUGUGGCACCUGUUGAUAUUCAGCAUGACAUUGUCACUAGCUUGCCUGAAAUCCUGGAGGAUUCUCAACAUAACGAUGUUGCAAGAGAACUCAACUCUCUGUUGCAACAGAAUACACAGCUUACAGUGCCAAUUCUAGAUGCCUUAUCCAGCCUCAAUAUUAAUGCAGACCUGCUUUCUGAGGUGCGCCAGUCAGUUAUGUCCACCCUCUCAGCAGUUGAACUAGAGGAUUUGCCUGUAAUAAUAAAGUUUAUUCUCCAUGCUGUAACACCUUCAGAUGCAUUAGAGGUGAUUUCUGAGCUCAGAAAGAAACUUGACCUGGAGUCCUGUUCUUCGCUUGAACAGAUAUAUGCAACUCAGAGUAAAGAAAGAAAUAAGCCACAUGCUGGCUCUUCAGUGAAUAAAACAAAGAGCAGUGACUGUGUCUCGCUUAUGAUGGAUGUCAUUAAAUCGUCUGUCCGAUUUCAAAAGCACACGUCUGAAGCUUGGAUGAAGGCAAUAGAAAAUGUUGACACUGUUGGAGACCAUAAGGUUUCUGAUUUGAUUGUUCUCCUGAUCCUUUACACCACACAAACAAACAGCAGCAAGAAACAAGCAGAAAGGGUUCUGAGGAACAAGAUUCGUUCUGGCUUCAUUUUGGACCAGCUAUUACAGAAUGCCUUCAGGAAUCAUUCACAGGUUUUGCGAGACUAUUUUCCCUCUAUUCUGUCCCUGGCCCAAUCUAUGCUACGAUCCGCAGAGCAGAGUGUGGUCUCAUUUGGCAGCCUUAUGUAUAAAAGUGCUUUCUCUUCCUUUGAUUCUUACUGCCAGCAGGAGGUUGUUGGAGCAUUGGUGACCCAUGUGUGCAGUGGUUAUGCAGCUGAAGUUGAUGUUUCACUUGAUGUGCUUACUGAUUUGGUGUCCAGUCAUGCUGCUGCAGUUGCUCUUUAUGCUGUUUUUGUAAAGGGUAUAUUAGAUUACCUGGAUAACCUAAAUGCACAACAAAUCCGUAAACUGUUCCACAUCCUCAGUGUACUUGCUUUCAGCAGGGGCCAGGAGGGAGGCCACAUUCAGGAUGACAUGUUUAUUGUGAUCAGGAAGCAGCUGUCCAGCACAGUCCUUAAGUACAAACGAAUUGGUAUCAUUGGAGCUGUGCAAAUGGUUGGAAGUAUGGCAAUGAACAAAAAACAUGGGAGUAAACAUCCAGAAAACAAACCUCUAAGUGCAGAAACCUUCAGACAGGUGACAGCCCUUCUUGAGUUGCUACAGACUUGCAGUGAGCGGGUAGCGGAAGCCUCUGCCCUCUAUUAUGAUGAACUGUCCAGCCUGGUGCAGAAGAGAAAUCUGGAUCCACAAGUCAUGAGUUGGGUGGGGAAGACUGUGCUAACAGACUUUCAGGAUGACUUUGUGGAGGAUCUCACACCAACUGAGGAAGGAAACUACAUUUUCCCACUGAAAGCCAUGUACAAUCUAGAUGAGGAUGAUAGCCAGGGUGGGAUUGCUAUCAACCUACUUCCUCUUCUGUCCCAGGACAUGCGCAAUAGAGGUGCAGAACAAGUAGCCAAUAAAGAAGGAAGGGUUGUUUCUCCGAUCUGUCUGUCUCCAUUUUUUCGUCUUCUGAGGCUAUGUAUAGAAGAUCAACAUGAAGGCAAUCUGGAGGAAAUCGAUGCAUUAUUAGGCUGUCCCUUAUACCUAACAGACCUAGAGAUAACAGAAAAGAUGGAGUCUCUGUCCAAACAAGAAAGGGAAUUUCUCUGCUCGCUAUUGUUCUUUGCUCUUAAUUGGUUCAGAGAAAUUGUGAAUGCGUUCUGCAAGCAGCAAGAUCCAGAUAUGAAGGGCAAAGUGCUGACACGAUUACAAAACAUCACAUGGCUGCAGUCCGUUCUGGAGAAAUGUCUGGCAGCCUCUCCAGGGUACAUCCCAUCAUCUGCACACUUUGAUUCUGAGCCACAGGAGGUAUUGCCUUCUGCUAUAGCACCAGCCCCGGCAAAAAAGGCAAAAAAAGGCAAAACCCCAAAAUCAGCAGGGAGUAAAAAUGCAUCUGCUGACAGCUCUCAGCUAGAGGAACACAUGGAUACUGAGAAGUCUGAAUUAGAAAAAACUCAGCCAGAGAAGGAGAAGGAAGAAAGCAAACCCUCCAUCAACCUAAACAACUACCGUGCCUAUUUUCGUGAGUUGGAUCUGGAAGUCUUCACUGUUCUACAGUGUGGCCUACUUACGCGAUCCCUUCUGGACAGUGAAAUGCAUACAAAGGCAACUGAAGUGGUGCAGUUAGGUCCAGCUGAACUGGUGUUUCUCUUGGAGGAUCUGUUUCGAAAGACUGAAAACAUACUCACUUCUUCUGCAAAAAGAGUGACGUUCUUAAAGGUUAAAAAAAGCAGAAAUUUAGGAUUUUCACAGCUGCUCCAAAAAACUCCACUGGAAGUUGCUCAAGCAGUUAUCCAUCUGUUAAAUUCACUGUGCAACCACAUUGAGAACAUGCACAACUACUUCCAGACACUGAUGUUAGAAAACCAUGGUGUAGUAGAUGCCCCGGGUGUUGAUAUUAAAGAGCAUCAGUAUAUGUCAACUUGUUACCAGCUGCUGCUCCAAGUUUUCCACACACUCUUUUGUUGGAAUGGAUUUUCCCAGCAUGAAAACAGGAAAUUACUGAAGUCUGCACUUAUUGCCUUGGCAGGUAGACUGAAAGAGACUGAAACCGAACCUGCCCUUGAUGAUCUUGUAAGACAGAGUUUCAACUACUUAAAGAAUCUACACAGCAGUGUACCUACCUGCUCGUCUGCAUUGUGCCUUACUCAGCUGCUGAUUGUUAUUGCAGAGAAGACAAACGUUCUUCAAUAUCGGGAGCAGAUCGCUUCAAUGGCAAAACAGUUUCUCUGUCAAGCAUGGAUCCAACCCAGCGGUGAAAGGGAGAAGGGUAUCCGUUACCAUGAGAAUCUGCAGAGUCUUUUGUGUAUAUACCUAGAAAAUACAGAUGAUGUCCUAAAAGCUGUUGAGGAUAUAGCUGGAGUUGGGGUACCAGAGUUGGUCAAUGCAGCUAAGGAUGCAGGCUCAUCUUCCUACCCUACACUCACCAGGCAAACGUUUGUAGUCUUUUUCCGGGUAAUGAUGGACAAACUGGAGAAGUGUGUGAAGUCUAUACCAAGUGGCAAGAAAGCUGAAACGCUACAGGAGCAGACUGAGCAGCUUCUAAGUUGGAAUCUGGCUGUCAGAGACUUCCACAUCCUUGUUAACUUGGUUAAGGUGUUUGAUAGCAGGCCUGUACUGAGCAUAUGCUUAAAGUAUGGCCGCCUGUUUGUUGAAACGUUCCUGAAACUUGGAAUGCCCCUCUUAGACUGCUGCUUCAAGAAACAGCGGGAGGAUGUACAGAGCUUGCUGAAAACCUUACAGCUUAGCACAAGGCAACUUCACCAUAUGUGUGGCCACUCUAAGAUAAACCAAGACACUGCACUUACCAACCAUGUACCUCUGCUGAAGAAAACCUUGGAGUUGUUUGUGUAUAGAGUAAAGGCGAUGCUUGUCUUAAACAACUGCCAGGAGGCUUUCUGGCUAGGAAAUCUCAAAAACAGGGACUUGCAGGGAGAAGAGAUUGUAUCUCAGGUCUCUCAAGAGAGCGAAGCUGAGGAGGAACAGGAAUCCCAGCUCCCACCAGAGGAAGAGGAAGAGGAAGCAGAGGAGGAGGAAGAGAAUGAAGGAAGUGACAAAGAAAUUGAAGGAGGAGAUGAGGAUAAUGAGGAUGAAGAUUCAGAUUAAAUUGUCAUUAACCUGCUCCCUGUAAAUUGAUCUUAUUCUUUCCUAGACACAUUUCAUUGCCAUAUGUAGGCUAAGCAACUAAAAGUGGAUCACUCAAAAUAAUGAAUCCAAUCCCACAAAAAAUGUCAACUUGCUUUGCAGUAAAGGAAAAUGUGUUAUAUGUAUUUUACCUUAUGGAACUCUCCCAAUCUCUGUAUGAUUCCCCAGUUACUGUACAGUUCUUUGAAAUAUCCUGUUCACAUGCUGUAACUAUUAUAUUUUUUCUUUAAAGUAA